Molecule: messenger RNA, 228 nt
Organism: Tuber aestivum (summer truffle)
Lineage: Eukaryota; Fungi; Ascomycota; Pezizomycetes; Pezizales; Tuberaceae
Source: the annotation of a GenBank genome assembly
AUAGUUAGGAUGCUGCUGGAGCGGAAGGAUGUUAAAAUUAACGGCCUUGAUUGCGGGGGUCGGACAGCACUCAAUUGGGCGGCAACCAAUGGGCACAAGGAUAUAGUAGGAUUGCUAUUGGAACGGUGGGACCUCGAUAUCAACAUAGGCGAUCACGUAGGGCGGACAGCAAUACACUCCGCUAUAGCCAAAGGACACGUAGCAGUGUUCAAAAUGCUAAUGGCUCAC